UGAAAGCUUGUCGAGUCACUCGCCUCAAACACCAAGUGGCGAACACGGAAGAAGACGACUGGCGGUCCAUGGAGGACACAUAACAUAACAUAACAUAACAACAUAACAUAACACAACACAUCGACGAGGACUCGGCCAGGUUUGGAAACAACCACAUAGAACCAGCAGCAGUCAUUACACAGGAAGAAGAAAAGAGAAUAGGUCAGAGCGCAACAAUGGAGGAAAGUUCCACUGCCGUGCUGCUCGGGACCGUUCUGGUGCUUCCUGUUUUUGCCUUCGUCACGUCCUUGUGCUUCCGGCCCGGAGUUUUCAUCAACGCUUAUAACUGGUUCUGGCGCCGCAAGCUGGGGCUGACGGUGCGCUACUCGUACAGCGGGAGUUACCGCUUCUGUUACUUCUGUCGCGGCACGGCGGGGGACGCCGCGCCGUCGUUGCUCCUGCUGCAUGGCUUCUCCGCCGCCAAAGACAUGUGGCUGCCCUUCGUCAAGUACCUCCCCAGGGGCCAGCACGUGGUGUGCGUGGACAUGCCGGGACACGAAGGGACGAGUCGCACCGGCGCCGAGGACUACAGCAUUCAGGGCCAGGUUGCCCGAAUCCACCAGUUUGUGCAGAGUGUGGGUCUGGACAAAAGACCAUUCCACCUGGUGGGGACAUCCAUGGGGGGCAAUGUUGCAGGAGUGUACGCCGCCACCUACCCUGCUCAGCUGUCUGGCCUCACCUUGAUGUGCCCGGCAGGCCUCGUCUAUCCCACCGAGUCCGAGUUCAUCAGCCGUCUGAGGGAGCUGGAGAAGAAUCCGCAGCAGGAGUCCAUCCCUCUGAUUCCCUCUACUCAUCAGGAACUGGAGGACAUGCUGCGUCUCUGCUGCUACAACCCCCUCAAGCUACCGCGGCAGGUCCUGCGCGGUCUCCUUGACAACAGGCUCCACCAUAACGGUUUUUAUAGAGAAGUGUUCAUGGAGCUGGUCGGUGAAAAGUCUCGUCACUCGCUGCAUGAAAAUCUGCAUUUGAUCACGUCGCCCCUGCAGGUCCUUUGGGGUAAACAAGACCAGGUUCUGGAUGUUUCCGGAGCGUCUGUGCUGCAGGCGGCGGUGCCCAACAGUCAGGUGGUCCUGCUCGAUAACUGCGGCCAUACAAUAGCGUUGGAGCGGCCCAGACUGGCCGCCAAGCUCGUCAUGGACUUCCUGUCUGUACAGGAAGCCAACAGCAAAGACGCUAAAAAACAUUCCUGAUGUUCUUC
This is a messenger RNA of Nerophis lumbriciformis (worm pipefish), 1237 nucleotides long. RefSeq names its product monoacylglycerol lipase abhd6-B-like. Gene Ontology annotation, cellular component: membrane; AMPA glutamate receptor complex. Gene Ontology annotation, molecular function: monoacylglycerol lipase activity. The record is from RefSeq and is a predicted model, not a curated record. Gene Ontology annotation, biological process: acylglycerol catabolic process. NCBI's taxonomy places the organism in Eukaryota, Metazoa, Chordata, Actinopteri, Syngnathiformes, Syngnathidae.